Molecule: messenger RNA, 1463 nt
Organism: Lecanosticta acicola
Lineage: Eukaryota; Fungi; Ascomycota; Dothideomycetes; Mycosphaerellales; Mycosphaerellaceae
Source: the annotation of a GenBank genome assembly
AUGCGUCGUAGAGCUUUGCUACUAUUCACGGUCGUGGGCCUGUACGGCAUGAACACCGCUGCCACCAUUUUGAAUCUGAGACGGGCUAGCGCACAGCCACCUGGUUCUCAGGGUAAGCGAUAUGGAUGUCGCAUCGCCACUCGGUGCUGAUCUACACCGCAGUUUUAACAUAUCAGAACACGGGCACUGUCUCGCCUCUACGGCACGUAGGGAGAGGCAAGGGGUAUGCCGUUGACAUGAAGUUCGGAGGACAGAUCUUCACUGCUCUCGUUGACACUGCGUCAAGCGACAUGUGGCUGCCAAAGACAAGCUUUCAAUGUGUGAAUCCGCGGAAGCUCGCAAUUCAGUUCACACGGUAAGAUCUAUCCUUUCCACAUUUGCACGGGGAGAGUAACGACUGACGUUCAUAGAUUGACCGGCGAGCAGGCCACAUGCAAGCUUGGGCCUGCAUAUGCAGGGACUUUCUCGGACGGUCAAAUCGCAAACCAGCACUUUAACAUCAGCUACGGUUCCGGCGAGUACCUCGUCGGCGAGGCUGGAUAUCAGGACGUCACGCUCGGUGGCAUAACUGUUACGAAUCAGGAAGUCGGUCUUGCGGAUUACGGCUUCUACGCUGCUGGCGAAGAUAUCUCCGGAAUCAUUGGAUUUGGCUACCCAGCUAUGACCAGCGCCUUCGAAGGCGUGAAUCCAGGUGGCGACAUGCAAGGUAUCAACGGUGCUCCUUAUAAUCCGUUCUUCUUCAACGCAGCGGAACAAGGCCUAUGUGAGCCAUAUUUCUCUCUCGCGCUCGAGAGGGGCGAAUCUGGAUACGCGGGACAGCUUGCACUAGGGGCUCUGCCAAUGUUCGAUACAACGAUAACGCGUGGGCAAGCACACCUUUUCGAAUUAUACCGAUUCCAGCGCCCCUUCGGAACCUGGUACCAGAAGCUUUGAGAGAUAUGUUUACGUUUUAUACCAUCUUCCCAGAAGGGUUUCUCCUCCAAGGUCGGCAUUAUCCCUUCUCUACCCAGGGUGAUUUCAAUUCCGCAGUUGAUACAAAGGGCGUAGAUGCGCCCAUGAUCGUUGAUAGCGGGACUACAUUCACACUGGUUCCAGCUCCGAUCAUGAAAGGAAUAGCAGCUGCGUUUGAUCCGCCUGCCCAAUACAACCAAGAGGAGGAAAUCUAUGAGGCCGACUGCCAUGCGGCAGCUCCGGAGCUUGCCGUCAGAAUCGGAGGACAUAAUUUCUUGUUGGACAAGAGGGAUCUCUUAAUACAAGGCGAGAAUGGUGGACUGGAUACGCAGACGGGACUCUGUGUGCUUGGAGUGCAGAACAAGCCCCCGGACGGACCGAAUGUCCUGGGCGAUACGUUUUUGAAGAAUGUGGUUGCUGUUUUUGAUGUUGGGAAGAAGGAGAUGAGAUUUCGUUCAUCGCCACCCCUUGUCAAUGUAUCAUUUAACGUAUCGCUUGAACUGCUUUCUUAG